GCGCCGGCCCCGGAGCCCGGUCCGCGAGCAGCGGCAGCGGCGGCCGGAGGGGACGAUGAGCGGCGCGGCUCGGGCGGGCCCGGCCCGGCUCGCGGCGCUGGCACUGCUGACCUGCAGCCUGUGGCCGACGCGGGCGGACAACGCGAGCCAGGAGUACUACACGGCGCUCAUCAACGUGACGGUGCAGGAGCCCGGCCGCGGCACCCCGCUCACGUUCCGCAUCGACCGCGGGCGCUACGGGCUCGACUCACCCAAGGCCGAGGUCCGCGGCCAGGUGCUGGCACCGCUGCCCAUCCACGGAGUUGCUGAUCAUCUGGGCUGUGACCCUCAAACACGAUUCUUUGUCCCUCCUAAUAUCAAACAGUGGAUCGCCUUGCUGCAAAGAGGAAAUUGCACCUUUAAAGAGAAAAUAUCACGGGCUGCUUUCCACAAUGCGGUUGCUGUAGUCAUCUACAAUAAUAAAUCCAAAGAGGAGCCAGUCACCAUGACUCAUCCAGGCACGGGAGAUAUUAUUGCUGUCAUGAUAACAGAAUUGAGGGGUAAGGAUAUUUUGAGUUAUCUGGAGAAAAACAUCUCUGUACAAAUGACAAUAGCUGUUGGAACUCGAAUGCCGCCAAAGAACUUCAGCCGUGGCUCUCUAGUCUUCGUGUCAAUAUCCUUUAUUGUUUUGAUGAUUAUUUCUUCAGCGUGGCUCAUAUUCUACUUCAUUCAGAAGAUCAGGUACACAAAUGCUCGUGACAGGAACCAGCGUCGUCUUGGAGAUGCAGCCAAGAAAGCCAUCAGUAAAUUGACAACUAGAACAGUGAAAAAGGGCGAUAAGGAAACAGACCCAGACUUCGACCACUGUGCAGUCUGCAUAGAGAGCUAUAAGCAGAAUGAUGUUGUUCGGAUUCUCCCCUGCAAGCAUGUUUUCCACAAAACAUGUGUGGAUCCCUGGCUUAGUGAACACUGUACAUGUCCUAUGUGCAAACUUAAUAUUUUGAAAGCCCUAGGAAUUGUGCCAAAUCUGCCAUGUACUGAUAAUGUAGCGUUUGAUAUGGAAAGGCUCACCAGAACCCAAGCAGUUAACCGAAGAUCAGCCCUUGGUGACCUUGCCAGCGACAGUUCCCUUGGCCUUGAGCCACUGCGAACUUCAGGCAUAUCACCUCUUCCUCAAGAUGGGGAGCUCACUCCUCGAACGGGUGAAAUCAACAUUGCAGUAACAAGUGGGCACUUCUUUCACCGGAACUCCCUGUCACCUCGUAGCCUGGUGUACGAAAGUGAAUUCUCCACAAUUGAACCAUCGUUGGACAUGUAUGAUGAGAACAAAACCUGAAUUUUUUUAAAUGGGCUGUUGGGGGUCUCUCCUUUUGAGAUUUGAUUUAUCGUCACCUUUCUUAUUUUGUAUUUUUCUGUCAUCGUCCGUUUUGGAAGAAUGGCAGUACCUCUGGGUGCAAGUUGGGGUUCUGAGUUAAAUUGCAGAGUUCCCCCAAGGUGAGGUUUGAGGACAUUAUUGCCCAGGUGAGCCUCAUGGUACUGAAGACCCACCCAGAGCUGACCCCUGAGCAUGGGCACCCCAUGAGCCUUGCCGUUUCCAGAGAAGAGAUGGGGCCAGGGGCUAAUGAUGCGUUUGUUGCAAAUGUGUCCAUGUCCCCAAGUAGUCGCACGCCGUUCUGUGUCAGGGUGACAUUGGGUUUUUGUAAAAUACAUUUUGUGGUCCACACAUGCACACAGAAGCCUGCAGAUAAAAGUCCCACCAAUGCAGAUCUGAGUCAUGGCUCCUUGACCUGCUUCACUUUGUCUUCUGUCUCUUACUGUGUUUCCUGGUAAAAGGCCUCUUCCUACAGAGCAUCCUCCAAGAGAAGAUUCAUCUUCCUCCCCCUUCUGCAGCGCCGACCACCGGUGUCCUCCAGAGCUCUGGACACAGAAUCUGCUCUCACAGGAUCAGACAGUCACCUACCUUGUUGUUUUCCAGCAUCUGUGAUGAGCAUGACAUAAGAUGACAAGUAUUUACAUAGACACUAGACAUGGAAGGCAUCUGUCCCCACUGUCUGUGGUGUAUAUGGAGAGGUGGCAGCGGGAGCCUAGCAUGAUGACCACAUGGGAGAAGGUUAACCGUCAUCCACACCAAAAUAGUUUUAAAUGUUUUAUUGGGAAGUGCAAACCAACAUCCUGUUAAAUACCAUGGGGACCCCUCUUCCAUCUUGAUUGUAUAAUCCAGUGCUAUCCUGCCAGCCUCGGCACCAACAUGAAGAAACAUUGGAGUGCUGGCAGCCAGACUUUCGGAAGAGGAUGCUGUGGCCAGCAUGGUGGACACUGGGAACAUGUGUGCUUGUCACACACAUCUAGAAUGACAUCAAGUUACUAUGAGAGGCAUAUGGCCUACAGUGUGGGACCAGGAUGAGCCAGUCACCUCCUUCCUGCAGGAUCUCAUACCACAGUCAGCUGCUUCUCACCAGAGUGAAGAUGUUCAGAUCCUGGAUAGAGGAAUGCAGCUCCAGUGUCCAGACGUGUGUGUGUGUGUGUGUGUGUGUGUGUGUGUGUGUGUGUGUAAGAGAGAGUGUGUGUGUAUGUGUGAGAGUGUGUGUGUAUUCGUGUAUGUGUGAGAGUAUGUGUAUAUGUAUGUGUGUAUGUGAGUGUGUGUGUGAGAGAGAGUGUAUGUAUGUGUAUAUGUAGGUGUGUGUGGGUCACAUGAGCAGAUGGGGAGGCCCCCACCCUGUCACUUUUAUUGGCUCUGUGGGUCAUUAAGUUUGAGGCACAUGCAUGCCAUCUUCACACAUGCGGCUCCUUCUCUUUCACAUCAUCUUAUAACAUGUCGCUAGGAUCCCUCAGAUGUCCCUGUGCCUGAAACAGACCCUCAGAGAACCUUAGUGCUGACAGCCUGUAAGAACAUGGUCACAGGGUGAGCCCAUACUCCACUUGAGUAAUUUGAAGCUGGACCAGGGCCGACCUCUAAGGUCUUGACUGCUUUAACUCUUUACUGCUUACCAAGGGCUUUUGUCUUUCCUUUUAUAGUCUUUGUACUAUAAAAAUAUUUUUGAUAAAGCUUCAAUAGAUUAUCGUUCUGAAAGACAGGUUCUCAGUCAGAGCAUUCUCAACAGAAGAGUAGACUGCCAAGGUCCAGAGGCUCAGCGGAUGCUGUAAUUGCCAUGUUGCCCGUAGCCUUGUUUUCCCCAUAACCAAAACUCAGAUCCCAGUGAGUCAUUUUCUUCAGGUCUCAACAGUCUUAUAAGGCACAUACAUUAAAUCAUUAAAUUCCACUCUAGACAAUUUCCUUACUGAGCAAACUAAAGGAAAGCAAUCGCUUGGGGGAAAAUUUUUUAGUUGAGUCUCUACUGAGAUGAUAUUUGAACCCCUGGGAAAUCUGGAGCAUGCAUUCACUGUAGAACAGCCAAGGAGGCAGUUCUUAGGAAGGAAUUUGCUCCAGCACCAGGUUGACCCCUUUUUCUGAAAACUGGGGCCACCUUCAACUCGGCUCCAGAAUGUCCUGUGCUCAUCAGGAGGGGACUGAUUUCUUUGUGGAGGACACGUGCUUUGGGAGAACAGAAGAUAACAGCUUCCUGCCAGCAGCUAUGAUGAGAGGACUCCCAUGAAGCCACCCAGGUCCCCAGGUCCAUUACUGGCAUAUACCACAGAACAUACACCCAGCAGGAUCUACAGCCACGGCAGCAGUAGCGGCAGACUGGACUGUGGUGUCAAUACAAAGGCUAAACCUUUUGAGAUACCUAGCUUCCUCGUGGAGGGGCCGCUUUGGGCUAGUUACUUCCAGGAGAAAGGAGAGCUGACUGGCUGGACGUCCAGGUGUGAAGAAGUCUCCAGAGGGUCUCUGGAAAUAAUGAGUGUGACCAUCCAGGACCCUGCCUUUGCUCCCCUCCAAGGAAAACAGGCUCUACCAUCAGCAGUUUAAAACUCCUUCCAAAGCCCACUAAGCCUUGCUUCUGAAUCAGCCUCGUCAGUCCCUCAUGGGAACAUCAAUAAGGCACAUCCCUGAAUGCCGGUCUGUCCUGAAGUCUGUGCUUCCCAUCUGUCCUGAUGCAUGACAGCCCAGAUGCCAGAAGAUGGGGUCCAAAGGCAUUAGGCAAAAAGUAACUGAGUUUUACUAAUUGGCACAGCCUAUGGACUUUAUAAGUCUCCCUAGUUUUGUCACCUCCAUGCUUUCACUGAUCUGUGUGCUAAAUGACACCAAACCAAGGGAAAUCCACCUGUUCUUUUCCUGUUAACUUUUACUGAAGGGGACCUUGUUCUGCUACAACAAACAAGGCUGUGAUUUCACACCAGGAAUCCUGCUCAUAAACGUCAAGAAAGGAAACGGCCCAAUUUAAGACUGGUAUUUGGAAGAGAGAGGCAGGACCAUGGAGUUAGUUUUGUCAACAGCCUUUUUUAUAUUAUUUUAGGUCUUUUCUUUUUUAGUUUUUUUGAGACAGGGUUUCUCUGUGUAGCCCUGGCUGUCCUGGUACUCACCCUGUAGAUCAGGAUGGCCUUGAACUUGAACUUGGAGAUCCUCCAGCCUCUGCCUCCUGAGUGCUGGGUUUAAAGGCACCAGGCCCAGGCUGUUGACAGAUUUUUAUAAAGUUCUCAUUGUGUACCUGACUUGUGCACUUGGAGUUAAGGUAGAUCAGUAGUCAUGAAGACCUGGAGGGUGAGGGUGCAUCUCAGUGGUUGAACACCUCAGUGCUUGAGCCUGUUUGGCUGUCCUGAAAACUGGCAUGUUGGCAACAGUUUGCAGAGUGAGAGCAAUGAAAUGAGGGUGAGUCUAUGGGAGGCAGUCCCCUGGGCCUAGGUGGAGGAUCAGUGCCUGCUGAGUCUGGGGGAAGGCCCUGAGGAGGAGCAGGAGAAAGGCAAGGUCCUUGGGUUGAAGCAUCUCCCUGACUGGGGCAGGGGAAGCUCCAGAACUUUGCUUGGGAAAACACCAUGAGCAGCAGGCUGUGUGAGAGCAGAGGGCAGACAGGCCCUGCAGGGGACUGACACCCUAACAGUUGGCUUAGAAUCAAGGCACUCCAGAUUGAGCUGACUAUAGGUAGGGAAACAAGGGGGGCUGUGAGAUAGAAAUGGAAGUCCGAUUUAUUCUUUUUUUUUUUUUCCUGAGACAAGGUUUCUUUGUGUAGCCUUUGCUAUCUUACAACUCGCUCUGUAGACCAGGCUGGUCUCAAACUCUCAUAGAUAUGGCUGUCUCUACCUCCCAAGUGCUGGGACAAAAGGCGUGCACUGCCUCCACUUGUCUCGGUGAUUGGGUGAAUGUUGGUAGGGUCCCGGAGAGCCCAUAAAACCCGGCCCUGAGGUGGUCUCCACACCAUCAUAGCCCCUGGGAGGCGCCGCAUCUUCCCUUCCGCCACCCUGUGCAGAGGUUUGCGCUCUAGGCACUACACUCACCCUGGCAGAGGUGACUCUCAAUUCCGAUGAUGGUUAACCUGUCUAGAGAAGGGGGAGUACGUAAGAUGCUUGGGUGUGGUUGAGCUCACUGCAGGGCUGUAAGUAUUGUGACGUCAGAAAAGGACCGGAAGGAGUAUGGGGACUAAAAUGUCUGUAGCACAGCACUGUUUGCCUGAGUGUGUCUGGAGAAGCAGAAGCAAAGCCACUGGCAAGCAGCUCUUGCAGACUCCUUGCGUCUGACUGGCUGACCCCGAGGCCCUCUGCAGAUCACAGUAUUUACAAGUCACACCAGCCUCAUGGAGCCUGGGUGGCAGGGUCUGAAAUUAGUGGUCAGGAGGCCACCUUGUAGCCAAGGAACUCCUUCAGGACUCUGACAGGACUGAUAGGUUCCACUCUUCUUUAUCAGCGAUCCCAGAAAACUGACCUUUGAUGAAGACAGGCCAGGUGGGCCCCAGCAGGCCUGGAAUAAAAGCAGUCACCUGUGUCUUCCAGAGCCACGACUCCACCAGCCUACAGUGACUGUAGAGAGGGAGCUGGAAGCCUCAGCAGCUACAAGGGUGACAUUUCUGCACUACAGACAUGGUUCUAAGAGCCCUGACAUGGCCCUGUGGAGGCUGCCCAUCCCUUGAUCGCCCUCCUGCAGUCCUCCCUAGACUUACACUUUUUUUCCUACUUUCUUCACUCUGACUUGGGAAGAAAGAAGCGUGUGGCAAAAGGCAGAGUAGCCUUUGAACUUCAUGCAACCCAAGUGUUGAACUUUCAGGAGGAUUCUUGCCACCAGAGUAACUAGGGCCUCUGUCCCUAGAUCCCUCCGUUUCCUCCUAUGGAUUCUUUACGACAGGUCUGAGGUGGUCCAAACCCCACUUCACAACCUAAAACAGUGAUCUUUCGCAGAAGCAUUGGUGACGCUGGAGCUGAAGGCGGAGGCUUCACAGGAGUUAGCUGCACUCCUUGUCCUCCUGAGGAAAGGUGGAGCUGCCGAGCUGCCCACCUCCCCCUGUGGUAGACCCUCCAUCCUCUCCCCUGCCCCUAUCCCUGGGACAUUUGAUGCUGAUGUGACUCAUUUCUCUCCAGCCCCCUCAACUCCACUUGCUGGUCAGGUGCAUGCAUGGGGAAGAGACAGGUUGGCACCCACAAGAUCUCCCUUCCCAUCAGCAACCGUCACCUGAUCCUGCACACCUCUUUCCAGACACUACCAACAGGUAACCCAACAUAACAUGAAUUCUAGCCUGCUUUGGAAUUACCCUUCAUCCACAAUUAAGUCUAAAUGUAUUUGCAUUAUGAUAUUAAAGGAUUUUUCUAAUGACUGGAAGGCAUUGAACCAAAAUGUUUGUUCUAAAAAAACGUAGGAGAGUUGGGUAAAAUGUGACAUCCCAGGCCAUAUUUUUCCCUUCAGGUAAGCAAGCUACAUCCGCCUACUGCCAGCCAUGCUUUAUGCCUCAAUUACUAGGUAUGGCCUGCUUCCACACCUAGACCUUUUGGGGGCAGCCACAAGGACACAUGCCACCUUCCUUGCAGCCCCAGCUGGCUUGCUGACCUGACUAGGAGACAGCUGUCUUGGCUGGUGCUUGGGGUAGGAUCUGGAAUCUUCAGCCCAGCGUGGGAGGUGAGAUGGACUCUUAAGUGGCCCCACUUCUUCCAAGGAAACAGAAAAGAGCCCAAGCUGGGAGGCGAUGCGGAUGUGGGUGGAGAAAAACAUUGUCUCAUCGUCAUGUGCUGCACCUGUAGAAGGAGCGGCAUCAGUUUAAAUCCCAGGCCGCAUGUGUCACAGUCAGUUUUGACUCUCAGUAGCUUUCACAGUCACAGAAAACACUGAAGUCACCCCUUUCCUAUCUGGGUUAUUCAAAGAGCCCCACUUAUUCUGGGUUCCUGUUGACUAUGCACAACAUCUCAGAGGAUGGUAUACAAAACUAUUUUUCUAACCUUAGCACAGGUAACUUCGGGUGAGGAAGCUCAGAAUACACCUAAGGCAGAUGGCAAGGUGGGGGCACCUGGAGGGAUAAGAGGGAAAUAUGCACUUGAAUUUCUUUCACCAGUAGAUAGCUUGUGCCAGAAAGAGCACACAUCAAGGACUCAAGAAGCAAAAUUGCUCAUUAGCUUAAUCUAGGACUCACUGUAAGGGGUUACUCUGUCAAGAACAGACACCGGAAAGUACAGUGUGAGCUUAUUUCUUGACACCAGAUCUGUCAACCCCUGGAAAUGGGCAGCACAACCUCUAGGUCCACAUGGUUGAUGUAAGUAUAACUAAGUAGUGAAAUUGUCUGGCAUGUACCUCUAUGCCAAUAGUGUACACCUGUAUGUGUGGAAUUUGCUAAUAUAACUGUUUCAAUAAAAACCUAUUGAAAAAGC
Messenger RNA from Mesocricetus auratus (golden hamster), 7698 nucleotides. It is a transcript of the gene Rnf130, whose product is annotated as ring finger protein 130. The transcript has 8 exons. NCBI's taxonomy places the organism in Eukaryota, Metazoa, Chordata, Mammalia, Rodentia, Cricetidae. The record is from RefSeq and is a predicted model, not a curated record. The coding region runs from base 56 to 1315 and encodes 419 amino acids.